Salvia splendens (bonfire salvia) is the source of this 563-nucleotide messenger RNA. Its product is annotated as autophagy-related protein 8C-like. The record is from RefSeq and is a predicted model, not a curated record. The coding region runs from base 16 to 438 and encodes 140 amino acids. NCBI's taxonomy places the organism in Eukaryota, Viridiplantae, Streptophyta, Magnoliopsida, Lamiales, Lamiaceae. The transcript has 5 exons.
UUUCCCUGUUUCUUGAUGUUGUUUACAUGUCUGAAAUUUGCAGUUGGAGAAAAAAAAUCAAAUCUUGCGAUGGCCAAGGGUUCUUUCAAACUAGAGCACCCUUUGGAGAAAAGACAGGCUGAAUCUGCUCGUAUCAGAGAAAAAUAUCCGGAUAGAAUUCCAGUCAUUGUGGAGAAGGCAGAAAGAAGUGAUGUACCUGACAUUGAUAAAAAGAAAUAUUUGGUUCCUGCUGAUCUGACUGUGGGGCAGUUUGUUUAUGUGGUUCGGAAGAGGAUCAAACUGAGUGCUGAGAGAGCUAUUUUCAUCUUUGUCAAGGACGUGCUGCCUCCGACUGCUUCUUUGUUAUCGGCAAUCUAUGAUGAAUACAAGGACGAGGAUGGGUUUCUCUACAUGACUUAUAGUGGUGAGAACACCUUUGGCUUUAAUGAAGGGCAGUAAAUAUAUUUCUUCUGAAAUCAUUUCAAUUGUAAAUUUAUCUUCAGUCCAUUACUUUUUAACUGAUAUGUUCAUCAAACUUGCCUGCACAUUACCUUGUUGAAGAAAUCUCUGUUUAUAUUACUCCA